This is a messenger RNA of Umbelopsis ramanniana AG, 1069 nucleotides long. RefSeq lists its product as uncharacterized. The transcript has 4 exons. The record is from RefSeq and is a predicted model, not a curated record. Gene Ontology annotation, biological process: protein transport to vacuole involved in ubiquitin-dependent protein catabolic process via the multivesicular body sorting pathway. Lineage: Eukaryota; Fungi; Mucoromycota; Umbelopsidomycetes; Umbelopsidales; Umbelopsidaceae. Gene Ontology annotation, molecular function: protein binding. The coding region runs from base 45 to 956 and encodes 303 amino acids. Gene Ontology annotation, cellular component: ESCRT-0 complex.
GUUACUUUUCUUCUUUCUUGGCAUUGCCCCGUUUAAUUACUGCCAUGAGCGACAAAGAAAGUGCCUUAGCAAACUACAUACUGUCAAAUAUUCAACAAAACUUGUCCUUUUUGAAGGAUCAGAACUACCUUUCUGUCCAAGCUCAUGAUGAAAUCUCAAGACUUUUGCCUAGAAGCAUAAACGUCACAUCUGGAACGGAGAUGCCCAUGCCUCGCAAUUCAGCUGCUAAUAUACCUCCUCCCAACCCACGACCGAACUCUUUCAAAACAACUCCCCCACCCAGACGCACACCUGGAGCCGAAAUGAGCGAUGUGAAGAAGCAAUUUCCAAUUCCAAAGCCUGCACUGCCUAACAAUGGCUUCAAUAAUACGGAAAAGCCUCCUUUCAUGGGUAUGCCAGCAAAGGAAGCGGAACCUAUUCCUCCAGCGUACUCUUUAACAUCUGCAGAAGCAUUAUAUGACUACCAAGGCCAGGAUCACGAGGACCUCACCUUUAGAAAAGGCGAUAUUAUCGAAGUUACGGAAUUUGUGAAUGACGAUUGGUGGAGAGGCAAGCUCCACGGAAAAUCUGGCCUUUUCCCCCAAAAUCAUGUCGUCAAAAUUGAGAAUCCAGCCAGCAAAGCCAAAGCUAACAAUCAGUUCCCACCGCCUCCAAGUGGUUCACCCUACGGAGCUCCUCCUCCUCCAGCUAAUCCCUACGCUAGUCCAGCUACUAGCUCUCUGCCUUACAACUACCCUCCACCUCCAGCCAUGUACCAGCCCCCACCUGCUGGAGGUUAUGCUCCGUCUCCGCCACCAGGUCAGGCUGUAUAUGCAGCUCCUGUUCAAGGCGAAUCAUCGGCCGAAGAAAGUAAGGGCAAAAAGUUCGCAAAGAAAUUCGGGUCACAAGUCGCCUCAGGCGCUGCUUGGGGUGUUGGUAUGUCAGCCGGUAGCGAACUUGUCCAUUCCAUUUUCUAAGGGCUUAAAGCCAAGAUAAAAAGUGUAUCUCAGAGGCUAUUAGAUUGAGAAGAUCACAUUGUGCGCGUAAACAUUGUCAAAUAAAGAUCCAUCUUUUGUCCCAAUUCUGGUAA